Molecule: messenger RNA, 5063 nt
Organism: Megachile rotundata (alfalfa leafcutting bee)
Lineage: Eukaryota; Metazoa; Arthropoda; Insecta; Hymenoptera; Megachilidae
Product: E3 ubiquitin-protein ligase ZNF598
Biological process (GO): rescue of stalled cytosolic ribosome; protein ubiquitination
Molecular function (GO): ribosome binding; ubiquitin protein ligase activity
Source: RefSeq, a predicted model, not a curated record
UAUUUUUAAAGUUUGUAAGUUUGAAAAUUUGGAUUGUAAAUAUUGUCAAAGUUACUUUGAUGCUAAAAAAGCUUUGAACAUUUUUUACUUUGUAAAAGUAUAAUUUUGUAAAAUUAUAACUUUGGAGUCACUUGUAGAAAGUUUAAAGAUUAGCAUUGCAAUUAUGAUCAAUUAUUGCAACUGCACUUAAUAGAUCAAGAUUGAAUACUUAAAAAUCUCCAUAAAUUUUUUAUUAAUGAAUUUAUUAAUGUUUAUUAAUAUGAAGAUGUUUUACCCAGCAAUAAGUAUAUUUAUAAUAAUGUAAAAAGGAAAGUUUUGGUCAGUUUGCGGUGCCAGUUGUUUUUAAAUUUCUUAAAGCAAUAUACUCUGAUAACAUCUGUCUUCAGACAUUGUAAAAUAUUAUUGGCUCUCACUUGACUUCUAAGCACUGCUUCAAUGAAUUUACAGCGUAUGUCCCUAAUUAUUCUGAAUGUCACCAUUGCAUUCUAAUUAUGUAAUAAGCACACAAACCAUAUUACGCGUGUCGCAUCCGAAUAGACGUUAAAACGAAGCGCGGCUAUCUCUAAGUAUGAUUCUUGUAAAGAUGAAUAUUUACAUAGACAAAAAAAACAAGGUACAGCCCACAUGCGAAAAUAUCGGACCGUACUCGAAACGCGUUGUCAAAGACUGUCUUUUUGCUUCGAGGUCGUAUAAAUUAGCACGCACAUUAGGAAGUAUUUGCAAGUUUUAUAAAUUAUGUUGUAAAAUUGUCUUCUUUUGAAAAUUAUUAUAUACUUUGAAAAAGUAACUUAGCAAUUUCUGUUCAAUUUUUUACUUGUUGAAUGGUAAAUAGUUUGAAAUAAAUUUUUGAUAAAGUAAUUAGAGUUUCUUAUUGAAACCGUACAAAGGAGAUGUAAUGGCCUACUUUCUACAUACGAGAGGCGAAAGGACAGUGAAUAUAGGAUUAUGUGUAUAGAAACGUGUUUCAAGUAGAGGGGCCCGAUUCUUUUUUGAGAUUCAUUUUUCUAGAAUUUAUUCUGUACGAUUUACACGCAGUUUUAUCGUUUAGAAAUAUUUGCAAGGAAUUUCAAAUGUCUAAUUGUACAACUAAUGUGAACAUACGAGAAAUCUCUACUUGUCUUAUUGUAUACCAUUUCCUUUUGUGUGCGUUAUCGCCGUACUUUUAUUGGACUAAUGAAAUACAAACUGAUGAUAGUUGGUGCAAUCUAUAUGUCUCAUGUGAUUUAAGUUCACGAUGAAUUUGAGAAUCAGCGUUUUUCAAACAAUAAAAAAUAUUGUGAAUUUGGUGAUCACGGCCAUUCUUUAUUCUACCAGAAAUUUCCAUUACUUCCAAAUUUUGGGACUCUGAAAACAACACAUUACAGACAUCUGUCAAGAAAAAUGACCUGUAGAUGCAUGAUCUAUUUUUAAGAUCCGAUGACAUAAGUCUCCAUCUUAAUAAACUCUUCAAAAGUUUACAUAUUUGACACAAAGUACCGAUGUUCGAUAAGUACCCGCCACAUACAUGUAAUUGCGUGUCAGCGAAGUUCCAUUCGUAACAGUUACUUGUACAACGGUCACUUAUCCAGUGACAUCUGUAUUACCUAACCAACCGCGAUUAUUCGGUCAUUGUAGUUCUUGAAAUCGCCAUUGCUAAUCGUAGAGUGCGCAAUCGAAGUGAUGUCGGUAUUUCAGAUCGUGUGACACGAACUCACAUAAAGUGAUUGGUCUAUCCUAUACCUCGUCUGUGCUAGAAUAUAAAUCGUGAUAACCUUUUUCUUUCAGGGACAUCCUGUGAGAUUUUACCAUCUGCUUGCUGGAAUAUUUUCCAGAGGGUAUUGUCAAUUUUCCUAUACUAAUUUUUGAGAAGAUAGCCUUGGUAAUAUCAUGAGAAAACACUUCAAUCUGGAUAGUAUUUGAAAUAUAAACAGUUGCUUGUCCACAAAAUAUUUCUUCUAUCGAGACUCUAUAGUGAUUGUGAAGUAUCAGAAUUCGUACAUCUUUAUUUUACCAUAAAAAUUGUGCCGAGAUAAUUUGAUAUAUUCAUGUGAUACUUUAUGAGCUUUUAAAUGAAGAGUUCCCGUAGUAAUUGAUCAAAGUUGUUAUGAAAAUUGUGUACGACGUUGUACAAAAUAGCAUAAUUUAUUCGAUCGAAAUCUGAAAUCGGAAGGGAUCGAAUAAACAAAAUUAGAAUUCGUUACAUUCUGUGGCCAGAGUGUGUAUUAAUAGAACUUAGUAUUUUCAAGUGAAAUUUUGAUACAAAGAAUGUCUGGUAAUAAUGAAAGUACCAACAACAACACCUGUGUUGUGUGUUACAAAAAUGUUGAUAUUUAUAGUAUCGGUAUGUGUGAACAUCCCGUGUGUUAUGAAUGUAGUACCAGGAUGAGGGUACUUUGCUGUCAAAACGAGUGCCCUAUUUGUCGUCAAGAUUUACCAAAAGUUGUAUUCACCAAGGAGAUAAAACCUUUUCGCCAGUUACAUAAAGGCAACUUGUUAGACACCAGAUACAAUAUUCAUUUUGAUACACCUGACAUUCAAAGUAAAUUUUAUGAUUUAUUGGCUAAUAGUUGCAAUAUUUGUAAAGAAAAACCAGUGUUUAAUAAUUUUAAUAGUUUGAAAGAUCAUAUGAGACAUCAGCAUGAAUUGCAUUAUUGUGAUCUCUGCGUGGAAAAUUUAAAGAUAUUUUCUCAUGAAAGGCGUUGUUAUACAAGAUCUGAUCUUGCACAACAUAGAAGGAAAGGAGAUAUCGAUGACAAAAGUCAUAAAGGACAUCCACUGUGUGAAUUUUGUGAUCAGCGUUAUAUGGAUAACGAUGAGUUGUUUCGCCAUUUAAGACGAGAUCAUUUAUAUUGCCAUUUUUGUGAUGCAGAUGGUUUGCAUCAAUAUUAUAGUUCUUAUGAUUACCUCAGAGAUCAUUUCAGACAAGAACAUUUUCUGUGCGAAGAGGGAAUGUGUGCUGAGGAAAAAUUUACAAGUGUCUUUAGAACUGAUAUAGAUCUUAAAGCACAUAAAGCAAGUGUUCAUAGUAAACAAUUGAGCAAGGCAGCUGCUAAACAAGCAAGAACAUUGGAGCUAGAAUUCACCCUAGCUCCACGUGGUGAAAAUCGGAUGAACAGAAGAGGAAUGUUAGGCGCAUCAACUUCCAGAAGUUCAAGAGAUUACGGUGGGAGAGAUUAUAAUCUCAGGGAAUAUCAACCAACAGUUACACCAAAUACUUCAAAUGUAUUUGUGUCAAACAACGAACCUACUUUUGUACAGCAACCAUCCGUGGACGUACAAAGUACUGAAGAGUUUCCAACGUUGGGUAACGCUACACCCGUUGUACCUACCUUAAACCAAAGUAAAGGUAGAGGUAACGUAACGAUUCGUAGUACCAUAAGACCUCAGCCUCUUGCUGUUACAGAUGAAAAUUUCCCUGCAUUGGGACCAGAAUCAGGGAGUACAAGUAUUUCUAAAACUGUUAAUUUCAGCGUGUCAAGUGGCAAUUCUUCAGGAUCAAGUACUCAAGCCCAAAAGGGGACAACUUCCAAUGUAUCUAUUCAAGUAAACCACGAACCAAAUGGAACUGUCACUACAAAAGUUUCAGGUCCUAAUAUUAGAAUUCGUCCUGCUCAACUCUCAAUGGAAUCUGACUUUCCUGCACUGGGUUCAUCAGAACCGUCGACUAGUAGCAAUACGAACUUGGCUCAUUGGAAAGAAGUUUUACAAUGGACUUGUUCUAAAUCAGCAUCGACAUCUGUGCCGAAACCUAAAAAGAUUGCAUCACCGCCAUUAGUACCUUCUCCACCGCCUAUCCAAUCUGGAGAAGAUUUUCCUACUCUAUCAAAAUCAUCCAAAUCAAAGAAGCAAUCAACAAUCACCGUGGUACCUUCUUGGAGUCAGGCGCAAAGUUCUAAUAACAGUAAUAACGUGAAAACAACCACUGAUAUAACGAAAGGAAAAACGAAAAAGAAAAAGGUUAAACAAAAUUGUAAUAAUAAUAACGUUAAUGGAAGCGAGACUAGCAGUUCGAGAACAAAUGUAAGUACUGUCGUUGUCAAGAAAGAAUGCGAGACGUCUAAAAAUUCAUGCGCAAACAGUAAAAAUAACAUUGAUGCUGUACAGUCAAGUUCACAAUCAAUGCAAAGCACAGAUAACGUGAGCAACAGUGUAAAUACAUCAAAAAAUAUAAGUGUACAAUCUUCGAAGGAGAUAGAACAAACUAAUAAGAAGGAUAAGAAAAAGCAUAAAAAUAUGGAUAAUGAAGCAGUUGUAAAUACGGAUACUGAUAAUAAUACUUCCAAUGGAGUACAGAGGAAACGUACUGAAUUAAAAAUAGAUAGUUUAAACUCUACUAACAGAAAUGUUCGCCAUUUAGAAGAAUUUCCAGCUUUAAGCGGUAGUAGUUCUAAACCACCUGGAUUUACAAAUCCACCACCUGGCUUUGGUACAACAACUCCACCACCUCCUGGUUUUUGUAUAAAAUACAAUAGCAUGGAUAAAUUGAACAGCAGUAAUGGAUUGACUUUUACAAACAGUUCUGGAGAAAGUUAUUCUAUCUUGCCAGAUAAUAGCAAGGACAACAGUGCGUAUAAUUAUGUACCUCCUCCAGAAUUUCAGAAACGGAAUAGGUGUCUUGUAGCUAAAGUUAACGAAGUUUUAAUGCAACACGAUCAAAUCGAGGAGUUUCGGUACAUAAGCGGAUUGUUUCGUCAAGGAACGUGUAACGCUCAAGAUUAUUACACACGUUGUCGCGAAGCUAUGGGUCUCAGUGCUUUCGAGAACGUAUUUCCAGAACUUUUGGUUCUGUUACCUGACAUUGAAAAACAACAAGAACUAUUUAAAGUUCACAAAAAGGAGAGUGGCAAUAAGAUUAAGGGUUUAGAAAUUUGUGCAACUUGCGGUCAAGUUUUGAAAAAUGGUUCCGAUUUUCGAACACAUAUGACUAGUCAUACAUUAGAAAAUCAUUUUCCAGCAUUGGGCAAAAAUGUCCCGCACCAAAAAAAUUCUUGGGUACGUAAAUGAGUAAUAGAUCUCUUCCUUUAAUUAAUUUACAAAUUCUGCCCAGACUGUAAGCUACCAAUAAAGGAAAUAUGCUGAACAAA